AUGACCCUCAUAAGCAGCGUUGGCCGCUCCCUGGCACAUAUCUACUCCCAAUGCUUCAUUAUCUGCUAUACCUUGAUCCAGGACAUCCUGGUAUACGUCUUUGCUACCAAUGCUCCUCCGCCGUCCAGUCGUAACAAACGAUUACGCCGUCCUCGAGUCGCCAUUAUCGGGUCCGGACUGACUGGCGUUUCAGCUGCGGCUCAUUGUGUUGGCCAUGGGUUCGAUGUGAAAAUAUUCGAGGCUCGGCCCAAAGACAAAGGCCUAGGCGGCAUUUGGAGCAGAGUGAACUCUACGUCUUCUCUGCAAAUUCAUAGUAUCAUGUUCAGAUUCCAUCCUUCAGUCAAGUGGAAAGAUGCGUACCCGAAUCAGCAGCAGAUUAAAGACCAGAUAGUCGAGCUUUGGAAGACUUACCACCUCGAUGACAAGACCGUAUUUGACACCCCUGUUAAAUCGACCAGGAAGAACGACCAAGGAAGAUGGGUUAUCAACGAUGACGAAGAUACCCAUGGCACCUUUGACGGUAUUGUCGCUGCUGUCGGGAGCUGUGGUGAUCCAAAAAUGCCCACCCUUCCGCACCAAGAUAAGUUUACCGGACAAGUGUACCAUUCAUCCGAGCUGGAUGGGUUAGAUGCCAAAGGAAAGCGUAUCGUUGUUGUCGGUGGAGGCGCUAGUGCUGUCGAAGCCUUGGAAUUUGCCGUUAAUGCCGGUGCCGCAAACAUAGAUGUCCUAUCACGGUCGGAUAAAUGGAUUAUACCGCGGAACGUGGUCGUUGACGUCCUCCUUGCCUGCAACAUUUUCGGCCAGGAGACCAUUCUAUCCUUCAUUCCAGAAACUCUGUUGCGCAAGCUCUUUUAUCGCGACUUGGAAGACAUAGCCCCGUCUGGCAAGGGAUUGUUUACCGACACGCCAAUGGUGAACUCAGAUCUUUUUGAACUGAUACGUGCAGGUAAAGCUCGCUGGUUACGCGGAGAUAUCCUCUCUGUCGAAGAGGACGGCAUCUCCUUUAACCACCGGGCUCAAGGUGUUCCUAAAUCCGGACCAGGCCACGAAAUAUUCGUCAAAGCAGACAUUAUUAUAAUGGCAACGGGGUUUAUACGGCCCUCCCUCUCCUUCCUUCCCCAAGAAGUAUUCGAACCCCCUUAUGAUCCACCAAAUUGGUACCUCCAGAUCUUCCCUCCGGCAUACCCUAGCAUCUGCACAAAUAAUAGCACCUUUGUCAAUGCCAUUGGCACGGUAGGGAAUUACCACAUCGGAAUCUACACUCGGCUUCUGCUCAUGUUUUUGAUUGACCCGCUGAGCCGCCCGCGCGAAUACUUGAUGAAAAGAUGGGUUGACAUGACGCGAAUAAUGAAAAGAUUCGCUCCAACCGGCGCCUUCGAUUUCUUUACUUAUGCUGAGUUGCUGUACUGGUUUGUUUUUGUCAUGGUUUUCAACCCUUUCCGCUGGAAGUGGGCUGCUUUUGUGUUCUUUGGGCUAGGAAGGGUGCUCCCAAUGGCUGUUGUGGACAAGGAAGAUGAUGCGAGGGAACUUUUAGGGGCUGAUUCGCGGUCAUCCGUUAGUGGCAACUAG
Trichophyton rubrum CBS 118892 is the source of this 1569-nucleotide messenger RNA. RefSeq lists its product as uncharacterized. Gene Ontology annotation, molecular function: flavin adenine dinucleotide binding; NADP binding; N,N-dimethylaniline monooxygenase activity. Lineage: Eukaryota; Fungi; Ascomycota; Eurotiomycetes; Onygenales; Arthrodermataceae. The transcript has 2 exons. The record is from RefSeq and is a predicted model, not a curated record. The coding region runs from base 1 to 1569 and encodes 522 amino acids.